Molecule: messenger RNA, 1325 nt
Organism: Balaenoptera ricei (Rice's whale)
Lineage: Eukaryota; Metazoa; Chordata; Mammalia; Artiodactyla; Balaenopteridae
Gene: MDH1
Product: malate dehydrogenase 1
Exons: 9
Coding region: 107-1111 (334 amino acids)
Biological process (GO): oxaloacetate metabolic process; malate metabolic process; tricarboxylic acid cycle
Cellular component (GO): cytosol; mitochondrion
Molecular function (GO): L-malate dehydrogenase (NAD+) activity
Source: RefSeq, a predicted model, not a curated record
UUUCCAACACCACUCGCCUUUUCGGAGUUGGUUCUGCGAUAGAGGUGACCCGACUCCCUGAAGCUCAUUUUGCAGGUGCAGAGAAGUGUCCGUGCAGUUCCCAGUCAUGUCUGAACCAAUCCGAGUCCUUGUGACUGGAGCAGCUGGUCAAAUUGCUUAUUCACUGCUAUACAGUAUUGGAAAUGGAUCUGUCUUCGGUAAAGACCAGCCUAUCAUUCUCGUGCUGUUGGAUAUUACUCCCAUGAUGGGCGUCCUGGAUGGUGUCCUGAUGGAGCUGCAAGACUGUGCCCUUCCCCUCCUGAAAGAUGUCAUCGCAACAGAUAAAGAAGAGAUUGCCUUCAAAGACCUGGAUGUGGCCAUUCUUGUGGGCUCCAUGCCAAGAAGGGAUGGCAUGGAGAGGAAAGAUUUACUCAAAGCAAAUGUGAAAAUCUUCAAAUGCCAGGGUGCAGCCUUGGACAAAUAUGCCAAGAAGUCAGUUAAGGUUAUCGUGGUGGGAAACCCGGCCAACACCAACUGCCUGACUGCCUCCAAGUCGGCACCGUCCAUCCCCAAGGAGAACUUCAGUUGCUUGACUCGUCUGGAUCACAACCGAGCUAAAGCUCAGAUUGCUAUUAAACUUGGUGUGAUUUCUGAUGAUGUAAAGAAUGUUAUCAUCUGGGGAAACCAUUCCUCAACUCAGUAUCCAGAUGUCAACCAUGCCAAGGUGAAACUGCAAGGAAAGGAAGUUGGUGUUUAUGAAGCUCUGAAAGAUGACAGCUGGCUCAAGGGAGAAUUCAUCACGACUGUGCAGCAGCGCGGUGCUGCUGUCAUCAAGGCUCGAAAACUGUCCAGUGCAAUGUCUGCUGCGAAAGCCAUCUGUGACCACGUCAGAGACAUCUGGUUUGGAACCCCAGAGGGAGAGUUUGUUUCCAUGGGCAUCAUCUCUGAUGGUAACUCCUACGGUAUUCCUGAUGAUCUGCUUUACUCGUUCCCUGUUACAAUCAAGGAUAAGACCUGGAAGGUUGUUGAAGGUCUCCCUAUUAAUGAUUUCUCACGUGAGAAGAUGGAUCUUACUGCAAAGGAACUGGCAGAAGAAAAAGAAACUGCGUUUGAAUUUCUUGCCUCUGCCUGACUAGACAAUCAUUUCCGUGUUACUAAAUGCCCCAAAGCUGAAGAAUCUAAAUGUCGUCUUUGACUCUAGCACCAAAUAAUAAUAAUGCUAUACUUAAAUUACUUGUGGAAAAACAACACACUUUAAAGAUUGUGUGCUUCUUGGUACAAAUUUGUGACAGUUCAUCAUCAUGCUGUUAGUGCUGCAUUCUAAAAUAAAUAUAUAUUCAAAUGAA